Molecule: messenger RNA, 915 nt
Organism: Rotaria sordida
Lineage: Eukaryota; Metazoa; Rotifera; Eurotatoria; Philodinida; Philodinidae
Source: the annotation of a GenBank genome assembly
AUGACAAUGAAAAAAUCAUAUCCAUCAACGAAAUCACUUCGAGCUUGGAUUGCUGAUCUUUUGGUACGAAUUACUUUUUUUAAAGAUUGGACUCGAUUAGUAGUCAGUUAUGUCAAAGACAAUAAAGCUCCAUCACCAUUGCCACCUAUAUUUAACAUUGCUAUUCUUCAAAGUUCAGCUCGAUCGAUUGCAUUACUAAUUUAUCAAUUGAAAUUUAGUUAUCAAGUUUUAGAUAAUGGUGAAGAACGUCAAAUACAACAAUCAUCAACUACGGCACAUGAUAUUGCUAAUGGUAUUAUUAUUGAUGGAAUCUAUUUAGAUGGUGCACAAUGGAAUAAUCAAUGUCAUCAAGUUGUAGAUUAUACAGAUCAACGUCGAACGCAUCAUUUACCAUCUCUUCUUUGCAAACUUGUACCAAAAAGUAAAGAGAAUGUGGAUGCAACGAAUAUAUAUGAAUGCCCGGUGUAUCUAACAGCAUUACGAGCACUAAGUGCGAGUGAAGCAGCAAAACAUCUUGUUGGUACAAUUACAAUACCAUAUUCAGAAACAGAAUCAUUUUGGACAACACGAUCAAUUGCUGGUAUCCUUGAAAUUAUUGGUAAACCAUCAUUUGAUAGUCAAACUCAAUAUGAAACAAUUCGAAUGAUAAAAUCAAUUGAAUUAACUUUUCCAACAGGGGGAACAUCAGCUGAUCUUCGUAAUUUACUUCGUCGAAAUCCAGCUGAUCGAUUACCUUUGAAAGAUGCUGCACAGCAUACUUCGAUAUUAAAAAAUACAGAUACAGCUGUUAUUGAAGAUAACUAUAUUAAACGAAAGAAAACAUUAAAUAGAGAAAAUUCAAUUUCAAUACUCUAUUUAAAUAUUUGGACUUUCUCUUUUAUUUUUCUUUGUUUCUAUGUAAUCUAUAUGUGUUAA